This is a messenger RNA of Peromyscus eremicus (cactus mouse), 2890 nucleotides long. RefSeq names its product G protein-coupled receptor kinase 6 (gene Grk6). The coding region runs from base 84 to 1853 and encodes 589 amino acids. Gene Ontology annotation, molecular function: ATP binding; G protein-coupled receptor kinase activity. Gene Ontology annotation, biological process: regulation of signal transduction; signal transduction; protein phosphorylation. Lineage: Eukaryota; Metazoa; Chordata; Mammalia; Rodentia; Cricetidae. The record is from RefSeq and is a predicted model, not a curated record. Gene Ontology annotation, cellular component: cytoplasm; plasma membrane. The transcript is spliced from 17 exons.
CGCGCCGAUCACCAUCGGCUCCGGCUCUCGCGGGUGGUCCCGGCCGGCGGCGCGGCCUGGCGGGCCGGGCGGCGCUGCAGCCCAUGGAGCUCGAGAACAUCGUAGCGAACACGGUGCUACUCAAGGCCCGGGAAGGCGGUGGCGGGAAUCGUAAAGGCAAAAGCAAGAAAUGGCGCCAGAUGCUACAGUUCCCCCAUAUCAGCCAGUGUGAAGAGCUUCGCCUCAGCCUUGAGCGUGACUACCACAGCCUGUGCGAGCGUCAGCCCAUUGGGCGUCUGUUAUUCCGUGAGUUCUGCACCACGAGGCCUGAGCUGACCCGCUGUACUGCCUUCCUAGAUGGGGUGGCUGAAUAUGAAGUGACCCCUGAUGAAAAGCGGAAGGCAUGUGGGCGGCGACUAAUGCAGAAUUUUCUGAGCCCAACGGGUCCUGACCUCAUCCCUGAAGUUCCCCGGCAGCUGGUGAGUAACUGUGCCCAGCGGCUAGAGCAGGGACCCUGCAAAGACCUCUUCCAGGAGCUGACCCGGCUGACCCAUGAGUACCUGAGCAUGGCCCCUUUUGCUGACUACCUCGACAGCAUCUACUUCAACCGUUUUCUGCAGUGGAAGUGGCUGGAAAGGCAGCCAGUGACCAAAAACACCUUUAGGCAGUACCGAGUCCUGGGCAAAGGUGGCUUUGGGGAGGUGUGUGCCUGCCAGGUGCGGGCAACAGGCAAGAUGUAUGCAUGCAAGAAACUGGAAAAGAAACGAAUCAAGAAGCGGAAAGGGGAGGCCAUGGCGCUCAAUGAGAAGCAGAUCCUGGAAAAAGUGAACAGUAGGUUUGUAGUGAGCUUAGCCUACGCCUAUGAGACAAAGGAUGCACUGUGCCUGGUGCUGACAUUGAUGAAUGGAGGUGACCUCAAGUUCCACAUCUACCACAUGGGCCAGGCUGGCUUUCCUGAAGCACGUGCUGUCUUCUAUGCUGCCGAGAUCUGCUGCGGCCUGGAGGACCUGCACCGGGAACGCAUUGUCUACAGGGACCUAAAGCCAGAGAAUAUCCUGCUGGAUGACCAUGGCCACAUCCGUAUCUCUGACCUUGGACUAGCUGUGCAUGUGCCUGAGGGCCAGACCAUCAAAGGCCGUGUGGGCACUGUGGGCUACAUGGCUCCGGAGGUGGUGAAGAAUGAGAGGUACACGUUCAGCCCUGACUGGUGGGCACUAGGCUGCCUCCUGUAUGAGAUGAUUGCAGGCCAGUCACCCUUCCAGCAGAGGAAGAAGAAGAUCAAGCGGGAAGAAGUAGAGAGACUGGUCAAGGAGGUGCCCGAGGACUACUCGGAGCACUUUUCCCCACAGGCACGCUCACUCUGUUCUCAGCUUCUCAGCAAGGACCCUGCUGAGCGCCUGGGGUGUCGUGGAGGUGGUGCCCGUGAGGUAAAGGAGCAUCCUCUUUUCAAGAAACUGAAUUUCAAGAGGCUGGGAGCUGGAAUGCUGGAACCGCCUUUUAAGCCUGAUCCCCAGGCUAUUUACUGCAAGGACGUUCUGGACAUUGAACAGUUCUCUACAGUAAAGGGCGUGGAUCUGGAGCCCACGGACCAAGACUUCUACCACAAGUUCGCCACGGGUAGUGUGUCCAUCCCCUGGCAGAAUGAGAUGGUGGAGACUGAAUGCUUCCAGGAACUAAAUGUCUUUGGACAGGAUGGGUCAGUUCCCCCAGACCUGGACUGGAAGGGCCAGCCACCUGCACCCCCCAAGAAGGGAUUGCUGCAGAGGCUCUUCAGUCGCCAACGGAUUGCUGUGGAAACUGCAGCGACAGUGAGGAAGAGCUCCCCACCCGCCUCUAGCCCCCAGGCCGAGGCCCCCACCGAUGGUUGGCGGUAGCAGCUACUCUCAGUGACGUUUACAGUUUUACACAGUGGUGUUCCCCCUUGUCCACUCAAGUCGUGGCCUGGGGAACACAGCCGGAACUGUCCCCAGUGUCCUCCGUCCCUCAGCCCCUGGCCCAGCUGAGUUUGACAAGGCCUGGGCCAUCUUGGGACAAAGGUGCGUCCCUUCAGCUCUUCUCUGCGGAGCUCGGGGCUUUAUGUAUUUAUGUAUUUGUACGAAUGUAUAUAGCUACCAGAGCGUUCUUAAUUCCACCCUGGACCUGGCACUCCAGGGCAACUAGCCCUGACUGGGAGAGCCAGGAGCUGGCAGAGGAGCCAAUGCCAAACUCUAUGCUUCUUGGGCCCAGUCCAGAUGAGCAGAGUAUGGGCCAGGUCAGUCUCUGACCCCAGCAUUGCACUGGUCACCACCAACCUCCAAGUGAGACUUGUGCCUACCUGUUGUGGACUUAGGCCACCACCUUCUGGUUGCCCAAUGCUGUCACUUUUUCUCAGCAUUUGUUAGAGCUGGAAAUGGGGGCUUUGUAUCCUCUAGGCCUGGGCCAUAGUGUAACCAUAGACUGAACUGACUGGGACCCAUCAGACCACAAGAUAGGUCACCUGCCUUCCAGCUCUCAGAGCACAUUAUCCCUUAUUCUAGGUCAUGUCCUGAAGAUACAUUUUUCAGAAGUGCCCCAGCCCAGGCCAUAGGAGGGGUUAGAUUUACCCCUCCAACAUUCCAGAAUCCCUCAUAAAAGUAGACAUGUGCCCAGCAAUAAUCUACCCUUCCCUGUGUGUGCCUGUUGGGGGUGGGGGGGUGAGUGUAUAUCAGUGUGUGAAGAGGGUAGGGUAAGGCUGUGCCUAAGCCCAGACCCUAACCCUGGCCUGUCCCAGACUGUGAUGGCCGUCCUGAUGCUAAUGUUAGGACAACAUGGGACCAUAAGGCCCAGGCUUUUCCAUAUUUAAAGCCAUUGUGAGCUGCCACAUGUCUCUGUGUGACCAAUGUGAGCUGCCAUGUGUCUCUGUGCGAAUACAGUCUGAGCACAAGCCUGGCCA